UUAAAUAAUUUUUGACAUAAUAUUCUUCGAAUCAAAUAAAAAUACUAAUAAACAAUCUAAAUAGUUGCAUGUAUUUGACUUACUGACCGACCCACGGACUAGCCCAAUCCACAUUACUCAAGCUUCACGGGCUACGGGUUUAUCCGGGACGAGCUAAAAAGCCUUGUUCUUAAAUGAGCUACAAAAACUCAAGCCUAACUCAAUCAAAUUACAAAUCGGAUCAGACCGACCCAACGAGCUUGACCUAUAUUGUCAGCUCUAGGGAUUAUGAUGAAAUUACUUACCACUUCAUCACAAUUUCUUUUGUUGCUUAUGUGUAAUCAAAAGAUUGAGAUGGGCCUUUUUGCUACAUUUGCGAAACUACAAGGGCUUAUUUGCACUUGUGCUGUUAAUUCUUCCACCCCACCCCUACGCAAACCCAUCGUCGUCAAAUAUGAAUUGGCUUCAUUGACAUUGCCGCCGGUAGCAGCAAAUCGGAUCUCCGGCGACGUCCUUGUCGGUAACAAUGGAUCAAUCUUUCCUUCUUAUGCUAACAAAUCUUCUUCACCUCCAUAACCACCUUGACCCAACCACCUCUCUUCUCUCCGAUUCCUCCUCCUCCUACUCUUCCUCCCUCGCUUCACCCACUUCCCCUGCUUCCCUCCUCACUUCCACCUCCGCCGCCCCUCUUCUCUUCUUCACCAUCGCUUCCGUUCUCUCUUACCUCGCUACUCACCCACACAAGAAAAAACCUAAAACUUCCACUUCUUCACCUCACAAUAAUAACCCUUCUUCUCCUUCUCCUCCCGCCGCCGCCGCAGAAUUCUCCGUAUCCGCCUUUCGUGCGCUUUCCACUGAACGUAUUUGGGCCAUGGAAGCUCCUCUCCGUGAUGCUCAAUGGAGGUCCCUUUACGGACUUUCGUAUCCCGUUUUCACUACUGUUGUUGAUAAGCUGAAACCAUAUAUUACUCAGUCGCAAUUGUCAUUGCCUUCUGAUUAUGCUGUUGCUAUGGUACUUUCUAGACUCUUCCAUGGGUUUUCUGCUAAAACCCUAGCUACCCGUUAUGGCCUUGAACCGUAUCUGAUCUCGAAGAUUACUAAUAUGGUUACUCGCCUCUUGGCUACUAAGCUGUAUCCGGAGUUUAUCAAGAUUCCCGUGAGUCGACGGCGUCUUGUGGAGACUACUCAAGGGUUUCAAGAGCUGACUUCGCUUCCUAAUAUAUGUGGAGCAAUUGAUGGAACGGCUGUGAACUUGCAGCAUCUUCCGUCGGAUACUGUUAACUCGAGUAUGUAUUAUAGCCGAUAUGGGUUCCCAUCGAUAUUGCUUCAGGUUGUUGCUGAUCACAAGAAGAUAUUUUGGGAUGUUUGUGUGAAAGCCCCGGGUGGAUUUGACGAUGCUACGCAUUUUAGAGAUAGUUUGUUGUAUAAUAGGUUGAUUUCGGGUGAUAUUGUUUGGGAUAAAGGGGUUAAUGUUAGAGGAGAACAUGUGAGGCCAUACAUUGUUGGGGACUGGUGUUUUCCGUUGUUGUCAUUUUUGCUCACUCCAUUUUCGGGGAAUAGGACUGGCUCACCUGCUGAGAAUGCGUAUGAUGAGGCUUUGUUAAAGGCGAGGAAGAUGGUUGAGGAAGCUAUAGGUUUGUUGAAAGGAAGGUGGAAAAUUCUUCAGAAUUUGAAUGUGGGACUAAGUCAUGCACCCCAAACGAUUGUUGCUUGUUGUGUGUUGCAUAACUUGUGUCAGAUUGCGAGGGAACCGGAGCCAGAGCUUUGGAGGGAGCCAGAAGAGAAUGGUUCCUCUCCAAGGAUCUUAGAGAAUGAGAAGUCUUUCUAUUAUUAUGGUGGAAGCGCGAGGCAGGCCUUGGCUGAUGAUCUAUAUCAUCGACUCUCUUCAAGAUGAGAGAAGUUUCCAGAAGGAUGCUUGCGUUGAUCAUCCCGAGUCAUCGACCAUACAGUAUUGAGAGAUAAAAUCACACAUUGGUUCCUCAUCAUGCGAAUCUGGAGUAGUUCCUCUUCUUUUUUUACCGUUAAAGUGAUAAUGAGACUACUGCCUCCAAAGGAGCCCACACAUCAGUCAUCCUUAGAAUCUUUAAAUGGAUGAGAAAGUGCUCUCAGCCAAGUCGACAGCAUUUGGUACAUGCCAAUGAAGACACUGGAAUUAGGAAAUUUAGUGCAAGUGAGCUUUUAUAUUGUUUUGGCUCCCACUAGUUGUGGAUAAUUCCAUGGUUUAAUGCUAUUGCAUAUCUGAUAUUUACUGAAACAUUGGAGAAAGUAAAACUACGGCCAAUGUGCUUUUCUCGUUUGUAUGAUCAAUAUGUUCAAGGGAAGCCAUUUGUUUCCCCAUUAUCAUUGUGAUUUCGAUUA
Capsicum annuum is the source of this 2337-nucleotide messenger RNA. Its product is annotated as putative nuclease HARBI1. The transcript is spliced from 2 exons. The record is from RefSeq and is a predicted model, not a curated record. Lineage: Eukaryota; Viridiplantae; Streptophyta; Magnoliopsida; Solanales; Solanaceae. Bases 506 to 1873 code for a protein of 455 amino acids.